AUGGUGACGGAGCAGGAGGUGGAGGCCAUCGGGAGGACGCUAGGGGACCCCCAGCAGCCCCUGCAGGCCCGCUUCCGGGCCCUCUUCACGCUCCGGGGGCUGGGCGGCCCGGACGCCAUCGCCUGGAUCAGCCGGGCCUUCAGCGAUGACUCGGCCCUGCUCAAGCACGAGCUGGCCUACUGCCUGGGCCAGAUGCAGGACCGCCGCGCCAUCCCCGUGCUGGUGGACGUGCUGCGCGACGCCCGCCAGGAGCCCAUGGUGCGCCACGAGGCCGGGGAGGCUUUGGGCGCCAUCGGGGACCCAGAAGUCCUGGAGAUCCUGAAGCAGUACUCCUCCGAUCCUGUGGUCGAGGUGGCCGAGACGUGCCAGCUGGCCGUCUGUCGGCUGGAGUGGCUGCAGCAGCAGGGCGGGGAGCCGGCGGCGCCAGGGCCCUACCUCUCGGUGGACCCGGCCCCUCCGGCCCAGGAGCGCGACGUGGGGCGGCUGCGGGAGGCGCUCCUGGAUGAAGCCCUGCCGCUGUUCGACCGCUACCGAGCCAUGUUCGCCCUCCGGGAUGCCGGUGGCGAGGAGGCCGCCCUGGCCCUGGCUGAGGGCCUCCGCUGCCGCAGCGCCCUCUUCCGCCACGAGAUCGGCUACGUCCUGGGCCAGCUGCAGCACGAGGCGGCCGUGCCCCAGCUGGCCGCCGCCCUGGCCCGGAGGACCGAGAGCCCCAUGGUGCGGCACGAGUGCGCCGAGGCCCUGGGGGCCAUCGCCCGCCCCCCCUGCCUGGCCGCCCUGCGGGCCCACGCGGCCGACCCCGAGCGCGUGGUGCGGGAGAGCUGCGAGGUGGCCCUGGACAUGUACGCGUACGAGAGCGGGCCGGCCUUCCAGUACGCCGACGGGCUGGAGCAGCUGCGCUCGCCCUCCUCCUAG
Messenger RNA from Pipistrellus nathusii (Nathusius's pipistrelle), 912 nucleotides. NCBI's taxonomy places the organism in Eukaryota, Metazoa, Chordata, Mammalia, Chiroptera, Vespertilionidae. The record is from the annotation of a GenBank genome assembly.